This is a messenger RNA of Pleuronectes platessa (European plaice), 1590 nucleotides long. RefSeq names its product ras-related protein Rab-19 (gene rab19). Gene Ontology annotation, cellular component: trans-Golgi network. NCBI's taxonomy places the organism in Eukaryota, Metazoa, Chordata, Actinopteri, Pleuronectiformes, Pleuronectidae. The transcript has 5 exons. The coding region runs from base 169 to 867 and encodes 232 amino acids. The record is from RefSeq and is a predicted model, not a curated record. Gene Ontology annotation, molecular function: GTPase activity; GTP binding.
GCUGAGAUGACGACAGAAACAAGUGAGGGGGUGGAGGGAGAGAGAAGCAGAGGAGAGAGGUUCAGACUCAAAGCAUUACACUCGCUCUGUGUUCAAGCAUCUCGCGCUGAAGCCGGAGGUAUUGUGUCCCUUUCUGCAGCCUGAAGAAACACACAUCCAUAUCCCAAGAUGCAGUGGUGCAGGUGGGCCGGCAGCUGGAGAUCACACCUACCAGGACAGUCUGCAGGACCGGAGAUUGAGGAUUCCUUUGACUUUCUUUUUAAAAUCAUCCUCAUUGGGGACUCGGAUGUGGGGAAGACGUGCGUGGUUCAGAGAUUCAAAUCUGGCAUUUUCAUCGAAAAGCAGCAAAACACCAUCGGGGUCGACUUCACUGUUCGUACCUUGGACAUCGAUGGCAAGAAAAUCAAGAUGCAGGUGUGGGACACAGCCGGACAGGAGCGUUUCCGCACCAUAACUCAGAGCUACUACCGCAGCGCACAUGGGGCGAUGGUGGCCUACGACAUCAGCCGCCGCAACACGUUUGAAUCCGUCCCCCACUGGAUCAGGGAGGUGGAGCAGUACGGAGCUUCCAGCGUGGUCCUGAUACUCAUAGGUAACAAGUCAGACCUCCUGGAUCAGCGGCAGGUGUUGUUCGAGGAUGCCUGCACUCUGGCAGAAAACAACGGUGUCCUCGCUGCUCUAGAAACCUCGGCCAAGGAAGCCCAGAAUGUGGAUACAGCGUUCAACCUCAUGGCCCGGGAGCUGCUGGCACGCAACGGCAUGCCGAUGGUAGACGAGGCCUCUCAAGACCAGUCUCAGUUCAUGCUCAAUAACAGCUCUCACCCUGUCUAUGGUACUGGGUCUUCAGAUAAAAAGUGUGGGUGUUAAGCGGACUGAAGCAGGAAUGUGUAGAUUAAGACUUGUCUGAAAAAAAGAUAGUGACGGCAGCCUGAAAACUAAAUGUAUGUUUAAAACAAAAAAAGAGCAGGGAGGUUAUUUACAUGAUUUUUUAUCGGUUGUAUUGUGUGUGAAUCAAUGUAGGUUUUAUUAUUAUUUAUUUGGAUAAAAAACCUCCAUCGAAGGUUUUAAAUGGGAAAUGUAUAUGUAAUAUUCUCCUGAGGAUAACUGCUGCUGAAUGUGAUGACUUUACAAACCACACCUUUGCCAGAGGACUCUGUAAAAACACGGUUUUCUCUUGAUGUGCAGUUUUUUGUGCCUUUUUUAAUUCUCCUCUCACAAAGUUUGGCUAUUACAGUACAUUCCCAGUGUUUACCGGUUUCAACCUGUAAUUGAAGUCAAAUACCAAUCAUACAUUUGUAUAGCUGUCACUUACAAAGAUGACAAACAGCACUAUGACAUUUUGACUAGUGCUGGUGAUGUAAUUAAAUAUUUUCUCCACACAAAAAAAUACAGAAAUUCACAUAAAUCCUUCAUAAAAUUUUCACAACUAAAACUACUUGACAGAAAGAUAGCACCCUUUUCAUUGCUGUGAACUAUCUGGUUAUUGCAGAUCCUCUGUUAAAUAAAAGAUAAGGCUAAAAAAUCUAGUCUGGUGAUGUACUAAACUGAAACCUGGCGACUUAAUCUCAUCAGCAUUAGUGGUUACAUGUU